AUGGAUAAUUUGAAGUCAAAACAACACAGGAGGGGGAGUUUUAUCCCACUUUCAUUGUGCCAAAAUGUGUGGUCAAGUGAGAAGUCCACGAGAGAUUCACGAUCAAAUGAUGAUAACGGGGUAAAUGUGCAGGUCAUUUUGCGUUGCAGGCCUUUGAUUGAGGAUGAGGUUAGGGUGACAACACCCAUGGUGGUUUCUUGUAAUGAGCCAAGAAGAGAGGUGUCAGUCAAUCAAAUCACAACUCAUAAACAGAUAGACAGAACCUUUAUGUUUGAUAAGGUAUUUGGUCCGACAUCUCAACAGAAGGACUUAUAUGAUCAAGUUGUCUCUCCUAUAAUCACUGAAGCUCUCGAGGGUUAUACUUGCACUAUCUUUGCUUAUGGUCAGACAGGAACAGGGAAAACAUACACAAUGGAGGGGGAAGGAAGAAAAGAAAAGAAUGGAGAAUUCCACAAGGAUGCAGGGGUUAUUCCAAGAGCUGUUCAGCAAAUCUUCGACAUUCUGGUGGCUCAAAAUGCUGAGUAUAGCAUGAAAGUGACAUUUCUAGAGCUUUACAAUGAGGAAAUCACAGAUCUUUUGGCCCCUGAUGAUAAUUCGAAAUUCUGCGAUGACAAGUCUAAGAAGCCGAUAGCCCUUAUGGAUGAUGGGAAGGGGACUGUUUUUGUGAGAGGCCUAGAAGAGGAGAUAGUAUGUACAGCAGAUGAAAUAUACAAAAUAUUAGAGAAAGGGUCUGCAAAAAAGCAUACUGCAGAGACUCUUCUCAACAAACAAAGUAACCGUUCUCACUCAAUAUUUUCUAUCACAGUCCAAAUUAAGGAGUGUACUGCAGAGGGGGUAGAGCUGAUCAAGUGUGGAAAACUAAAUCUUGUUGAUCUUGCUGGUUCUGAGAACAUAUUGCGCUCUGGUAGAAGAGAGGGAAGAGCACGGGAAGCUGGAGAGAUCAAUAAGAGCUUGCUUACACUUGGUCGUGUCAUUAAUGCACUUGUUGAGCACUCUGGGCAUGUUCCAUACAGGGACAGCAAAUUAACAAGGUUGUUGAGAGACUCAUUAGGAGGGAAAACAAAAACAUGCAUAAUUGCCACAGUAUCACCAUCAGUCCACUGUUUGGAAGAAACACUUGGCACUCUAGAUUAUGCAUUCCGUGCAAAAAGCAUCCAGAACAGACCAGAGGUUAAUCAAAAGGUGAUAAAAUCGGCAUUGAUCAAAGAUCUGUAUUUGGAGAUAGACCGUCUUAAGCAAGAGUUGCAUGCUACAAGGGAGAAGAAUGGCAUCUAUAUACCACGGGACCGAUACCUGAGUGAAGAAGCAGCCAAGAAGGCAAUGGCUGAAAAAUUAGGGCGCUUGGAACUUGAUUCAAAGUUUAAGGACAAGCAACUGAUGGAUCUUCGGGAGCUCUAUAUUUAUCAGCAACAGUUGACAACAGAUCUAAGUGAAAAACUCGAAAGGACCCAGGGAGAAUUUGAGCAAACUGAACAAGCUUUGUUUGAUCUAGAUGGUAGAUUUAGACAAGCAAAUGACACAAUUAAAGAGAAGGAAUACUUGAUUUUCAAUCUCCUUGGAUCUGAGAAAGCACUUACUGAACGAGCAUUUGAGCUACAAGCCGAACUGGAGAAUGCAGCAUCAGAGAUGUCCAUCUUGUUCACCAAAAUUGAACACAAGAAUAAUAUGGAGGAUCGGAACAGAAUUCUAAUCCAGAACUUUCACUCUGGAUUGGCUCAGCAGCUUGAAGUUUUGAAUGAAGCUGUUGUAGCUUCUGUAACACAACAAGAGCAGCAACUGAAAGUCAUUGAACAAAAUACACUAUCUUUCUUACCUGCAAAGGCCGGGGCUACUGCAGAGCUUCAAACGCAGCUUAGAAAGCUACAAGAACUUUAUGGUUCUGGUAUCAAAACUUUGGAUGAUGUAGCCGGAGAACUUGAUCAGAAUUCCCUAUUAACUUGUCAUAAUCUGAAAUCUGAAGUAUCAAAGAAUUCUUCUUGCCUUGGAGAUCUUAUCAGAGAAAUUUCUUUGGAGGCCAAAGCUAUACUCAAUGAUCUACAAAUUAACCUAACUAAUCAAGGGGAAAGGGUAGCCGCAUUUGCACAACAGCAGCAUGAGAGUUGCUCCAGAACUUAUCAAGCAACUCAAUCAAUUUCUAGGCUUACUGUGAACUUUUUCAAGACUUUAAGCAUGCAUGUCUCAAAAUUGACUCUAGUGGUGGCAGAAGAGGAAACAAUUGAGGAUCAGAAACUAUGUGCACUUGAGAAGAAGUUUGAGGAGUACACUGCUAAUGAAGAAAGGCAAAUAUUAGACAAAGUUGCAGAGCUGUUAGCAAGUUCGAAUGCUAGGAUGAAAAAUAUGGUUCAAACAGCAGUAGAUGACCUUCGAGAGUGUACUUCCAGUAGAACCAGCAAGCUCCAUCAGGAAAUGUCAAACAUGCAAGAUUUGACUUCUUCUGCCAAAGGAGAAUGGACAAGUUACCUGGGAAAAACAGAAACCCAAUACAUCGAAGAUACUACUUCAGUUGUUAAUGGGAAGGAUGGUUUGGAAGAAGGCCUCAGACAAUGUAUGACAAAGGCAAGAUUAAUUGCCGAACAAUGGAGGAAGGCUCAAGAUUCCGCUCUUAGUUUACAAAGAAGAAAUAUUGACUCUGUGGAUACCAUUGUCCAGAAUGGAGUGGAAGGCAAUCAAAAAAUCAAAGCUCAAUUUUCUGCUGUUGUCUCGUCAACACUGGGAGAAUCAGAUGUUGCAAACAUCAAUUUACUUUCUUCCGUUGAAGAUUUACUGAGACUUGACCAAUAUGCAUUUGAGAAAAUCAAUUCCCUGAUUGGUCCUUCUUGUGAGGCUAUGAAAGAAGCAGAAAUUUCUCACUUCCACAUAGUUUCUGAGAUCAUGGUGAACGCAGGGAAAUGCUUGAUGAAUGACUACAUGGUGGAUGGGCCCUCAUGUUCAACACCAAGGAAGAGAGCAUUCAAUAUACCUACCAUGGCGUGCAUUGAAGACCUCAGAACUCCUGCAUUUGAGGGCCUGCUGAAAUCAUUCAGGGAAGCAGGAUUAGGAAGGCAAGCCAAUGGGAAGGUAAAUAAUCAUCAGGAGUGUAUGCAUCCAUUCAGUCCUUCGGCUCCGGAAAUUCUCUCAGGGCAGUUAAGGGAGGAGUUAGAACAACAAAACCUACAAUAA
This is a messenger RNA of Ilex paraguariensis (yerba mate), 3159 nucleotides long. The record is from the annotation of a GenBank genome assembly. NCBI's taxonomy places the organism in Eukaryota, Viridiplantae, Streptophyta, Magnoliopsida, Aquifoliales, Aquifoliaceae.